UUCACUUGCUCACUUUCAUCUCGUACAGUUUAGUGCUUAGCUCGUAGCGCAACAGCUCUCUCGCUCUUAUUUUGAGUUUUCCCGUUCUCCCGUCAGUGUCUCCGUCGUACGCCCACUGCAACCAACAACGCACGCCUUGCACCCCUCUUGUCGUGGUGUAGUCUCAGUACCGCCAUACCCGCGAGAGGAUAAACACCGUGACAGUCGGUUCAUUUUUAUGUUUCGCGUUGUGCUUUUCCGUUACUUGUGUCGUGUGUCAACAUCAAUAAAUAAUCAAACUUACUAAAAGACCUCAACUAUAAAUUUUGCGGUCAAACACCAAACACCAUCGGUAGAAUCAUUUCCUACCUAAUAAAUUAAGUGAUUGAGUGGUUUCGGCGCCAAAAGACAUUUUUUGGUUAAAUUAUCUAGUGCUUUAUGUGUGUGUAAGGUGGAUGCUUGGAUUAAUUACCGGAAUGGACGUGUUUAAAAGUGAUUUGUUAAUUAUACAAAGAAUAACUUAGAGAUUACAAAGAUUAUGUAGACGAUCAAGUGGUUGAAAGAAUAAUCAAGUGUUUUAGAGGUUAAAGUUAAGACAUUUUGCACGCAUUAUUAUGUGGAUUACUAAGUCUGGAGUAAUAAUAAAGCAAGAUAAUUCUUGAUUAUUAAGGAUCAGAAGACGAGGGUUUUCUUCAGCGGUAAAGGAUCGCGAGUCGAUCCAACAUGCCGGAGAAGGAGGUGGCUUACCACCAGGAGGCUUUCUCCCUUUUGCCGCCUGCACCGCCGCCACACCACCCCCACUCUGCAUUUCAUGCGGCCUUUCACCCUCAUCCGCAUCAUGGGCCGCCUCCACCGCCGUUUCAUACACAUCAUGGACCGCCUCCGCCGCCCCAUCCAGCCGUUGCUGCUGCAUGGGAACAUCACGCGGCUGCUGCUGCCGCUGCUGCAGCAGCUUUUCAUGCACCUCCACCUCAUCCAUUAUCGGGUGGCACGCCAGCAAUCGGUAGCGCAGGCAGUCCAGGUGGUUGUGGAGCUGCCAGUGGAAACGGCGGUAAUUCGGGAGCUGGUGAAGCACCGACUGGACCAGGAGGAGCACCCGGUGCCACUGCAAACGGCACAACAACCGGGGAUUUCUUUCGGCGAAGUCAUCCUCUCUCGGAUCAUACGCCUCUUCAUCCAGCUUAUCGUCUCAACUACAUGGACCACCUUUAUCAUCAAAUCCAGGCCUCUACUCACAGUCCCAACGCCUCAUUACACGGGCUGGGUGGAUUGGGGCCAGAGUACCUUUUACACGCAGCUGGACCAGCAAGUACCCUUGCAUCCUCGGAGUUUCCCUUUUCCAUCGAUGGUAAGAGCCCAGCAUCUUCAAGAUUAGGAAGUCCACGUGCUUCAGCCAUAAGAGCAAGUCGCAAACGAGCAUUAAGCAGUUCUCCGUACUCAGAUCGCUUUGACAUCGACAGCAUGAUUCGCUUCAGUCCUAACAGUCUCGCGUCAAUCGUCAAUGGUUCGAGGAGUAGCAGUGCCAGUGGUAGUUACGGUCACCUCUCAGCUGCAAUGAGUCCAGCUCUCAGUAUGCAUCCAGGAAUGGCACCACAUCUUCAACAGCUUCAAGCACAUCUCUUGCGUAGUGCAGCAGCUGCAGCUCUCUUGCCUCAUCCUCUACAACCUCCAGGACCACCACCACACCCACAUGGUCAUCCUCAUUCUCACAGUCUAUCACCACAUACUCAACUAUUCGUACCACCUCAUUCUACUUCUGCCACUGCUCUGGGACCACACAGUGGUGGAAUACCUUCGAAAACUGAGGGCACCGAGUCAUGCAGAAAAGCAUCCGAUACAUCAAGUAGAUCAAUAGCAGCUGAAGCUGAUACUUCAUCAAGAAGACAAUCUACUAAAGUUAAAAGGGAACCUGCUACCACAACAACCACAACACCAACUACUGCUCCACUUACUCAUCCUCAAGGUCUUAGUCCCAGUGAAGAUCUUAGAGAUGAACCUGGAGAUUUCAUCGAAACCAAUUGCCACUGGCGAGACUGUGGUCUCGAGUUUCCCACUCAAGAUGAUCUUGUUAAGCAUAUUAACAAUGACCAUAUUCAUGCGAAUAAAAAGAGCUUUGUGUGUGGAUGGGAAGAUUGCUCGAGAGAGGAAAAACCAUUCAAAGCCCAGUACAUGCUUGUAGUUCACAUGAGAAGACAUACAGGUGAAAAGCCUCACAAGUGUACGUUUGAAGGGUGUUUUAAAGCAUACUCAAGGUUGGAGAACUUGAAAACACAUUUGAGAUCUCAUACCGGCGAAAAACCAUAUACUUGUGAAUAUCCGGGAUGCAGUAAAGCUUUCAGCAAUGCUAGUGAUCGUGCUAAACACCAAAACAGAACUCAUUCUAAUGAGAAACCUUAUGUCUGUAAGGCUCCAGGAUGUACGAAGAGGUAUACAGAUCCAUCAUCAUUGAGAAAACAUGUAAAAACAGUACAUGGUGCUGAAUUUUAUGCGAAUAAGAAGCACAAAGGUGGUGGUGAUGGAGGAGGAAGUGAUGAAGCUGGUGCAGGUGGAAACAGUCCAAGUAGGAGUGAAGAUCUGCAUCCAAAGACUCCAAGUCUGUCUAGCCCGAGUGUCAAGUCUGAAAGUGAAGCUAAUAGCCCUCCAGGAAUGAUUCAGCAACAAGGAAGUCCACUUGUCGGUGGAUGUACUGAUGAAAUUACUGGCGGUGGUAUGGCUAUAGAUGGGGUCGUACUUGAUGAACCUUGGAGUGAAGAACCUGAUGAUCUUGAUAUCGCAGACCUACCAGUUGCUCUUCGUGCAAUGGUAGGAGGAUUAGAGACGCAACAAGCACCGCCUCCUUCAAGAAAUCGAAUGAAGGGUCGAUUGAAUGCGAAAGCUAUGCCAACCCUCAACCCUGGUGGAGGAAUUCGAGGGACGAGAAUACAAGGAAUGCAGGGUAAUAUUGGAGAUCUCAACAGGAGGAUUACUGAUCUCAAGAUGGAAGGAGGUACCCCAAGACAGACAAGUCUGUCAGAUCUUCAGUUAAGGCUACAGCCUCUGAGUGAACCUAGAAGGGAUAGUAAUAGUACUGUGAGUACUUAUUAUGGUAGCAUGAGAUCCACAGACUUUGGCAGCAGGAGGAGCAGUCAAGCAAGUGCUAUAAGUGCUGUAAGAAUAGGUCCAGCCGGUCCCGGAAGCUUUUAUGAUCCAAUUAGUCCGGGAACAUCGAGGAGAAGUAGCCAAAUGAGCACCACUUCCGGUAGAGUUAAUGCCACUGGUCCUCUACCAACGCCAUAUAAUACUAACAACCUUGUUGUGCAAACGCAGAACAUGUCUCUACAGGGAACGCAAGGCAUGCCCAAUGAAUGGACGUCCAACCAUUGUCUCCCUCAACCUUCUGGAGAUCGAAGAAUGUCUGAACCCACCCGUGGAUAUCAAGCUCAAAGAACUUCGCCUCCGGUACCACCAAGACCAAGAUCCGCUCAACUACCUGAACUCCAUCCAAAUCAAGAAGUUGUUUUAGAUGAAGUCGGAGAGGGUGAAAUGGUGGAGAAUAAAUUGGUCAUUCCCGAUGAAAUGAUGCAGUACCUGAAUGAAGUCCAAGCCGGUAGUAAUCAAAUGAGCUAUCGUAGUAGCCCCCUACCUAUUUGUCAAUCACCAAUUUGUACAAAUCAUCUCCAUUAUCAACGUCAGCAGCAAACUUGUAAUUAUAACAAUCAACAUAAUCAGCCUCAAUCUUGCUAUCCCCAACAAGUGCAGCCACAAGUACAGACACAACCACAACAAAACCUUCAAUCUAAUUGCCACAAUUAUCAAGCUCCAUCACCAGCUUAUUCUCAUUGUCCAAGUUCACGUAUGAGUCAAACAUCCAAUUAUUGUCCACCUCAAAAUUAUGGUCAAGUUCAAUCAUGCAAUUCACAAAUGCAACCAAGUCCAGUCAGUCAAGUGAUGUCACCAGGAUCACACUAUGCUCCAAGUCAAAUCAGUGAUCAACCAAUGACGUCACCAGCAGCAGGUUCACUUCCACCUCAACAUGGAUUGCCGCAAAAUCUUCAACAAAACUCAGCACAAAUGACACGAAACUGUAACCAACAAAAUCAUCAAAUGUAUUACCCAACCUACGGUUGUACGGGUCAAAUUAACACUAAUUGUGGAGCUCAACAAACUCAUUCCAAUGCUCCGAACUGUUUUCCGGCAGCACAUGUCACUGGGCCCGUUCAGUCUUGUAAUCAAAUGAGAAAUUGUCCACAAAUGUCACCUCAUUGUACACAAAUGGGCAAUCCUGGUACGAGAAUGAACAUGCAUAAUAAUCAAUGUGGACAAUCAGGACAAAAUCAAUGUCAAAGAAUUAAUCACAUGCCAAGUGAUCAAUUGACAAUGAGGAAUGUAAUGCCAGGAAAUGAUCAAAUUACUGGUAAUGUUGGUGCAAACGGUCCAGCUAUUGGACAGUGUCCUUCGACAAUGCAACAUUGUGCUUCUGGCGCAGUUAAGCCUCUUACAAAUAUGCAAGCUAAUCCAGCUCAACCAGCACCAGCGGCUAAUAUGCAAUGUCCGCAGAUGGGAACAAACUGUGUUCAUCCUGGUCUUCAUUCUCCAAGACAUGGUCAUACAACUCAAGUUAAUAACAUGGCAAAAGGAGCAACUUCUUUGUGCUCUCGGCAAAAUAAUUGUCGAGUUCAGGCAUGCGGAUGUGAAUCUCAAGGAACUCAAAACCAGUAUGGCUGUAAUUGUCAAUGGAAUUAUGCAAACGAGUGCUACAAUAAUCAUUCGAUGGGUGAAAUUCAGUGUAGAGACAUUAGCCAAUCUCAGCAAGGAUCACCUGUAAAGCCGCCGCAAGGAAUGCGUCAAGAUUCAUACAGAAGAACAUUAGAAUAUGUGCAACAGUGUAGAAAUUGGUCUGGAAAUGCUCAAAUGCAUGAAACGAAUGUUUCUAGUUCAACACAUCCACUAUCAUUGCCUCAACCACUUCCAGCAAGUUCUAACAUGGUAGUUAACGACAUGACGUCUUCAUUGAGUUCCUUGCUGGAAGAAAAUAGAUAUUUACAAAUGAUUCAAUAAAUUUCUUUGCAUAAUUAUGGGAAAUUAUCCUUUAGAAUUGGAAUUUAAAGUGUAAAAAAUGUUAGAAAUUUAUUUAAUUGACUACCUCGCGGUGGCAUGUGCCUUUUACGCAACCCAGUGCCUUGGUAACUUAAUUUAUUUUAAUAAAUUGUAAUUUGAUUAAUAGCUCUAUUUGAUAGCAAGAAAUUUUUGAAAUUAAAAAAAAAAAAAAAAAUCCAACAAAUGAAGAGAAUUAAGUAAAAAUACUCAUAUAGAUAAGAUGAAAAAUUUUUGAUAAAAAUAUUUAAAUUGUUUAAAUAAAUAAAAUAAUGAUGUUAGCAUUUAUAUGAUGAUGACUGGCAAAUUUUAAUGACAGUUAUGUAAAUUUUGAGCUCAGUGAAGAGUGUACGAUGUACGCUGUGAUACACAAAAAAAUACAAAUUAUUAUUAUCUAUUUUUUUUAAGGUUUUAUAAACUUUUUAAGGAUAAAAUUAAGUACUAAAAUUAAUAGUAUUAAGAAUAACUGCAUAUAUGACAAGAAGAAGGCCAAUAUUAUUUUUUAAGAUGUGUAGAUAAUUGUGUAGAAGAUUUUUUUUUUUUUUCUCAACCUAAAAGAAGAUAAUGAGAAAAUGACUGUCAUUGUAUGUAAGAAUUAUAGAACAACAUACUCAACAAUAUAAUAUUUAAAUACAAGAGACAAUAGUUUCUUUUGAACAUUAUCGGUUUGACCGUAUUUCAAUAUCUUAAGCAUUUAAAAGUCCUUGAAAUAUGUUUGGAGAGUUAGAGACUUAGAAGUACCUAGCUACUUUUUUUGUUACACAAUCAUUUUUGUAUGAAUUUUAUUAUACAAUGUAGAAAACUAGAACAUUUUUUGUGAAUAUUUAUACAUAUCUCAUACAUGAAUUCUUGCAUGAAUGAAGUAACAAAUGU
Molecule: messenger RNA, 5925 nt
Organism: Chelonus insularis
Lineage: Eukaryota; Metazoa; Arthropoda; Insecta; Hymenoptera; Braconidae
Gene: ci
Product: cubitus interruptus
Exons: 9
Coding region: 703-5016 (1437 amino acids)
Biological process (GO): regulation of transcription by RNA polymerase II
Cellular component (GO): nucleus
Molecular function (GO): RNA polymerase II cis-regulatory region sequence-specific DNA binding; DNA-binding transcription factor activity, RNA polymerase II-specific
Source: RefSeq, a predicted model, not a curated record